Messenger RNA from Lucilia cuprina (Australian sheep blowfly), 1114 nucleotides. It is a transcript of the gene Ada, whose product is annotated as adenosine deaminase-like protein. The record is from RefSeq and is a predicted model, not a curated record. The transcript has a single exon. Gene Ontology annotation, biological process: adenosine catabolic process; inosine biosynthetic process. Gene Ontology annotation, molecular function: adenosine deaminase activity. NCBI's taxonomy places the organism in Eukaryota, Metazoa, Arthropoda, Insecta, Diptera, Calliphoridae. The coding region runs from base 69 to 1088 and encodes 339 amino acids.
AAUGCAGAGCGGAAAAUGUGUUUUAGUACUUUACCUUUUUAAAAGUUAUAUUUACAGUUUCCUUAAAAAUGGACUCUUUUUUGAGAAAAUUACCAAAAAUUGAAUUACAUGCCCAUUUAAAUGGCUCAUUGAAUACACAAUCAAUCAAGGAACUUGGACUACAGUUGUACGGUGAAAAUAGUGAAGAGUUUUUAAGAUUGUGUGAAAAAUUCACUGAAUUCAAUAACACUGAUUUGGAUUAUUGUUUUCAAAAGUUUGCCUUUAUGCAUGAGUUGACGGCGACUAAAAAAGGACUAAAACUUGCUUGUGAAAUGGUUAUACGAGAUUUUGCUCUCGAUAAUGUCAUCUAUUUAGAAUUAAGGACUACUCCCAAAGUCAAUGAGCAAAUGACACGCCGGCAAUAUAUACAACUUAUAAUUGAAGCUAUACAGGAGUGUAAUGUAAAGUACAAUAUAAUGGUUAAACUUUUAUUAUCUGUGGAUCGAGCUCAAACUCUCCAAAGUGCAGAGGAAAUCGUGUUAUUAGCACAGCAAUUUAAGGAGUCGCAUCCCGACAUUGUUAAAGGAAUGGAUUUAAGUGGAAAUCCCAAUAAAGGCAAGUUUAAUGAUUUUAUACCAGUUUUAAAUAAAGCCAAACAAUCAAAGCUGAAUUUAGCACUACACUGUGCUGAAGUCUCAAAUCCCCAAGAGAUUCAGGAAAUGUUAGACUUUGGUUUUGAACGUUGUGGUCAUGGCACUUUUCUAAGCCCACAACAACUUGAACAAUGUCUUAAAAGAAACAUAACCAUUGAAUGCUGCUUAACUAGUAAUGUUAAAUGCGGCACAGUGUCAAGUUAUGAUAGUCAUCAUUUUAGACAUGUGUUUCUUAAAAAUAUUAAAGCAGUUUUAUGUACAGAUGAUAGUGGGGUUUUUGAUACCUCCUUGACACAAGAAUUUAAAUUAGCUUGUAAAUAUUAUGAACUAAACAUGUAUGAUAUAAAAAUAUUAACGUUAAAUGCUAUUGAAGCUUGUUUUGCCAGUUCAGAGGAAAAGUCUGUUUUAAGACAACAGGUUGAAAAGUAUUUUAAAGAAACUAAUGAAAAUUUUUAAUAAAUAAACCAAAUUUAUUAACUGGA